CUUCCACUCUAACCACCAUUACAUAUUCAUUCCACAAAAAAAAGCAGAAAAUCAUAUUUUAAGAAAAAUGAUGCAAAAUAUGCAGUACUUGAUGUGGAUGAAGAACAAACAGUUGGUGAUGAUGAAUUCACAGUUUCAGGCAUCAUCUUGGGAAGAACAAGCAUUUGCGGAGGAUGCAGCUGGCCCACUUGGAGGUUUUGUAUGGCCACCAAGAUCUUACUCUUGCACUUUUUGUAAAAGGGAAUUCAGGUCUGCUCAAGCCCUAGGUGGUCAUAUGAAUGUCCAUCGCAGGGAUAGAGCUAGGCUCAAGCAAUCCCUUUGUAAUGAAAAUGCUACAACUGAUCAAGAUUCAUCAACAUCACCUCAUCAUCAAGGCUCUGAUGAUCAUUUAAGGGUUUCUUUGCCUCUUUCAUCAUCGUCAUCAUCUACUAAUGGUUCUAGGGAAAAUACCAGUGAGUUUGAAGCCUUUAAUAAUAUCUCAAGGUUUCCCCAUACUUCUUCUUCUUCUUCUCCUGGCCAUCAAUCCAAUUUUAGAACUAGGAUUCAUGAUGAUGAUGCUGUUGAAACAGACUUAUCUGUGGGUCUAAAAUGUCCCCAGAGACAUGAUGAGAUGACAAUAAACUCCAAGCGGCUGAAGAGAAGUAGUGCAUCAUUUUCAUUCUACCACAAAGCAUGUUCAAGUGAGAGAUUCCCAUUCCAGUAUUCAACCUCUAUGGAUGACAUAGAUCUUGAAUUGAGGCUUGGAAGUGCCCCAACAGUGAAAUAG
Molecule: messenger RNA, 766 nt
Organism: Oldenlandia corymbosa var. corymbosa
Lineage: Eukaryota; Viridiplantae; Streptophyta; Magnoliopsida; Gentianales; Rubiaceae
Source: the annotation of a GenBank genome assembly